AUGGGCUUGCUGAGCAGCCAGGUGCUGCACCACCCAGGGCGAGCCCGAGCCCAGCAGGAGCCGGCUUCUGGGGCUGGGGGCUCCACCCGGAGGCAGGAUGGUGGCGACGCGCCCGGCCAUGGCUUCUGUUACUGUCCGGGCAAUUACAAGCGCAAGCGGAACAGUGGGGCCUUCUGCUACGGUAACCCCGAUUCCGAGACCAACGAGGAUGAGGAGGAAGGGGACGAGCAGCAGCGGCUCCUCAAUACCCCUUGAAGGAAAAAACUGAAGAGUACAUCCAAAUAUAUUUAUCAAACAUUAUUUUUAAAUGGUGAAAACAGUGACAUUAAUAUUUGUGCUCUAGGAGAAGAGGGGAGCUUACACAAAAUGUAUUUAUGUCAAUCUGGCUACUUUUCUAGUGUAUUCAGUGGUUCUUGGAAAGAAUCCAGCAUGAAUACCACUGAACUGGAGAUUCCUGACCAGAAUAUUGAUAUAGAAGCACUUCAGGUGGCAUUUGGGUCAUUGUAUCGAGAUGAUGUCUUAAUAAAGUCAAGUCAAGUCAUUGCCCUUUUGGCAGCAGCUUGUAUGCUGCAAUUGGAUGGUUUAAUACAGCAGUGUGGUGAGACAAUGAAGGACAAUGUGAAAACUGUGUGUGGCUAUUACACAUCAGCAGGGACCUAUGGAUUAGACUCUGUAAAGAAAAAGUGCCUUGAGUGGCUUCUAAACAAUUUGACGACUCACCAGAAUGUUGAACUUUUUAAAGAACUCAGUAUAAAUGUCAUGAAACAACUCACUGGUUCAUCUAACUUGUUUGUGAUGCAAAUGGAGAUGGAUGUAUACACAGCCCUUAAAAAGUGGAUGUUCCUUCAACUUGUGCCUUCUUGGAAUGGAUCUUUAAAACAGCUUUUGACUGAAACAGAUGUCUGGUUUUCUAAGAGGAGAAAAGAUUUUGAAGGUAUGACCUUCCUUGAAGCUGAGCAAGGAAAACCAUUUGUGUCAGUAUUCAGACAUUUAAGGUUACAGUAUAUUAUCAGUGAUUUGGCCUCCGCAAGAAUUAUUGAACAAGAUUCUCUAGUACCUUCAGAAUGGCUAUCUUCUGUGUAUAAACAGCAGUGGCUGGCUAUGCUCCGAGCAGAACAAGACAGUGAGGUGGGGCCUCAAGAAAUUAAUAAAGAACUAGAGGGAAACAGCAUGAGGUGUGGUAGAAAGCUUGCCAAAGAUGGUGAAUACCGCUGGCGGUGGACAGGUUUUAACUUCAGCUUUGACCUGCUUGUAACUUACACCAAUCGAUACAUCAUUUUCAAACGCAAUACACUUAAUCAGCCAUGUAGUGGAUCUGUCAGUUUACAGCCUCGAAGGAGCAUAGCAUUUAGAUUACGUUUGGCCUCUUUUGAUAGCAGUGGAAAACUAAUAUGCAGUAGAACAACUGGCUAUCAAAUACUUAUACUUGAAAAGGACCAGAAGUGUAACUAAGACAAGAAAGAAGGAAACACAAUUUGAUUUGAGGAGCAGGGAAAAGUUGACAGUACGGAAAUAAUUAUUCAUCUUGAACAUGAUCUUCAAAAAGUUAUCACUCUUAAUUGUUUUCUCCAUUGUGUUCAUUAUUGCAUUUAUUUAUACAUUAAUAACAGAUACCUUAAAAAAAAUCUGCUAAGUUUCCACAGAUCCUGGAUAUUAAGAGAAGCUAAUCUGCUAGCACAGUGGGUUUCUAAAAUGACAGACAUCUACAGUGUUCCUAAAAUUAUCUCUAAGACCAUUUGCUUCUUCAUCAAUCACAUGCAUGUAUAAGUUUCAACACGUCAUGAUGCAAAAGUAAACCAGUUUCAAAAAAUAAAAUGAGUGCUGUUAAAAAUAAAAAAAAUUUA
Odocoileus virginianus texanus is the source of this 1844-nucleotide messenger RNA. The record is from RefSeq and is a predicted model, not a curated record. Lineage: Eukaryota; Metazoa; Chordata; Mammalia; Artiodactyla; Cervidae.